UCGGACGCGGAGUGGGGUGCGUGUCGCAGGCUGUCGCUGCAAGUGAUGGCUGUUUAUGCUCGCGUGUUUCCUUUGGAGUUGUGAUAUUGAAUCAGAAACGCUUCGAUUUGAGUUUACUAUAAGUCAGCGCCAUGGCAGACGGCGAGUCCAGCGUCCGUGUCGCGGUCAGGAUCCGGCCGCUGAUCUCGCGCGAGAAGAUCGACAUGUGUCGGGUGUGUACCUCGGUCACCCCCGGCGAGCCGCAGGUGUGGCUGGGCUCCGACAAGGCCUUCACCUACGACUAUAUGUUCGACAUGGACUCGGAGCAGGAGCACAUCUACAGCCAGUGCACGCAGCAGCUCAUCGAGGGAUGUCUGGACGGAUACAACGCCACCAUUCUGGCCUAUGGACAGACGGGCUCCGGUAAAACAUACACGAUGGGUACCGGUUUCGAGAUGGACGCCGGACCGGAGUCGGCCGGUAUCAUCCCUCGGGCGGUCGACCACCUCUUCAGGGGCAUCCAGGAGAGACAGGAGGCGGCGCGGAGGGCCGGUCAACCGGCGGCCGACUUCAAGAUCAGCGCCCAGUUCAUGGAGCUGUACAACGAGGAGGUGAUCGACCUGCUGGACCAGUCUGGUGUGAACAGGGGUCGGAAGUCUGCGAUUCGCAUCCACGAGGACGCCGGCGGCGGCAUCUACACGAUGGGGGUGACCUGCCGCGCGGUCACCUCGGCAGAGGAUUGUCUCAAGUGUCUGCGCGUGGGCGCGCUCAGUCGCACCACGGCCAGCACCCAGAUGAACGUCCAGAGCAGUCGCAGCCACGCCAUCUUCACGCUCAUCAUCAAACAGAUGCGCGUGGCACGAGCAGACAGCGGUUUUGCCGGUGAGACGGAGUCGGCUGACGGCAUCAGCAGCAGCGAGGGAGGCGAACAGGAGCAGCCCGCCGAGUUCGAGACGCUCUCGGCAAAGUUCCACUUUGUCGACCUGGCCGGCUCGGAGCGACUGAAGAGGACAGGAGCCACCGGAGACAGAGCCAAGGAGGGCAUCUCCAUCAACUGCGGACUGCUGGCGCUGGGUAACGUCAUCUCUGCACUGGGUGAUGAAACACGCAAGAUCUCCCACGUGCCGUACCGGGACUCCAAGCUGACUCGGCUGCUGCAGGACUCACUCGGAGGUAACAGUCGGACAGUGAUGAUAGCCUGCGUGUCGCCCUCUGACGCCGACUUCAUGGAGACGCUCAACACGCUGAAGUACGCCAACCGGGCGCGCAACAUCAAGAACCGGGUGACUAUCAACCAGGACAAGACGUCGCGCACCAUCUCACUGCUGCGGCAGGAGAUCCAGCAGCUGCAACUCGAGCUCAUGGAGUACAGACAGGGUAAGCGGGUGGUGACCGAGGACGGCACGGAGGCCAUCAACGACAUGUACCACGAAAACAACAUGCUGCAGACGGAGAACGCCAACCUGCGGACGCGAAUCAAGGCCAUCCAGGAGACGAUCACGGCGCUGACGGCGCGCAACACCCAGCUGCUGGCAGAGAAGGCCGCCGGAGAGUGGAUCGGCGCUGACCCCAGCGGGGAUGUCAGCGAGCUGGUAUCGCGGUACCUGCAGGAGAUCGAGGAGCUCCGUGCCCGGCUGAUGGAGUCAGAGAGUACCUGCGAGCAGCUCAGGAAGCGGGGUGUCAACAGGAACCUGUCGCGACUCAGCACCAGCCCCCGCCACCCGGGCACAGCCGAUCCCGUGACCUCUGAGGUCGUCACUUCUGAAGUUGUGACUGCCGAGGGUAUGGUGCGGACCAUGGUGCGCCGGUUUGAGGGGCUCGCUCCUGCCAUCCUGGACCGGACGUUCACCGUACACGCCGUAUCCUCCCCGCCCAGUCCUGCUUCCACCGCCGCCGCUGCCGCCGCCGCGGGGCACGGUGGGACCACUGGGGGAGAGUUGGACUGCGGAGGAGCGAGCGGCGGCUCCUGUCCUUCGUCCUCGUCUGAUCCUCGGGGCGCGUCGAAUGAGGUUGUCGACAUCGGCGACGUGCAGCUCUCCCUGGUGGAGGUCGACUCUGGCAGUGUCACCGAGCUUAUUGAGGAAGCCCGCCGUGACCUGGAGCGAGCACGAACCAAGAGCGGCCUGAGACGGUCCUCCAGCGAGGGAGGUCGAUCCUCGGCCGACAGAGAGACUGAACAGUCGAGCGACAGUGGGGACGAGAACGAUAAAGACUCGGACCGAGCCGACUCGGAGCCAGAAGGCUCGGUGGACGGACGCGGCAGCGACGACAAAGAAAACGAGGACUAUAACGAGCAGCUGGCCGAACUCACCUCGGAGAUCACAGUCAAACAGCGGCUGAUCGAGGAACUGGAGCGGUCCCAGCGGCGCAUGGACACCAUGAGGCAGCACUACGAGGAGAAACUGUCCCAGCUGAGCGGGAGGAUACGAGCGACAGAGCAGGAGCGCGAUAAGGUCAUCUCCAACAUCACGUCCGGCCGUCGCUCCGGCGGCUCCUCAGACGAGGUCCGUAAGGUGAAGGACGACUAUGAGAAGCGACUCUCCGAGAUGGAGCGGGAGAUGAAGAAGCUGCAGUCGGCCAAACGCGAGCACGCCAAACUGGUCCGCUCGCAGGGACAGUACGAGCGGCAGGUCAAAACGCUCAAGAGCGAGGUGACUGAAAUGAAGAAGACGAAGGUGAAGCUGAUGCAGCGAAUGAAAGACGACGCCAACAAGAUGAAACAGAUGGACCUGCAACACCACAGGGCCAUGUCGCAGCUGAAAAAGGAGCACAGGAAACACGAAAACACGAUCAAGUCUCUGGAGGCGGAGAAGAGGAUGAAGGACGCGGUACUGAAGCGGAAGCAGGAGGAGAUUGUGGCGCUCCGCAGACUCGGGAAGCCCCAGCGCACCCGAAACAGGCUCAGGCUCAAAGGCAGCGCCGACACGACCAAGCCGUUCUCGCCGGCCGCCGCCAAGAAGAAGUGGCAGUCGCUGGAAAAGACCAUCAACCAGCUGGCGCUGAACAAACAGGCCGUGGCCAGCAUGGAGAGGGAGAUGGAACGGCACCUGAAGGAGCGCGAGUCCCUGCGCCGUCGCCUGGCGCGGGUGAUGAAGCAGCGCGAUAAGGUGCUGCUGGCCGGCUGCACGCAGCAACAGAUGCUGGAGCUCGAGGAGACCAUCGAGGGCAUCCGCGCCAACAUGGACUACAUCAACGACAGCAUCAACGAGUGCCAGACGGGCAUCAUGGCCAUGGAGGAGUCCAAGGAGGACCUGCCGAUCCAGGACCCUGCCCAGCUGGUUCGUAACAUGCAGGACCAGGAGGAGAUGGAGUACCUCCUGGAGAAGCUCAUCUCGAUGACCAUCCACCAGAGCUGCGUGGCCGCGCAGCACGAGGCCACCGCCAAAGAUACCGAGGUCAAAAUGGAACAGAUGGAGCAGACGGGCAUCGUUCAGCAGCAGCUGCUGCAGCACCUGCUGACCGAGGAGGGCGGCCUGGACGCCACCGUUCUCUCCCUGAUCGCCGAGGCCGGGCAGCAGGAGCCCAGUGACGGCUCCGUCUCGGACGGGGAGGCCGCCGACCAGCCGCCGGCCUGGGCCGCGCCCGCUCCGGCCCGUGACAAGGCCCGGCGAAAAACCACCACCACCCAGGAGCUGCUGUACUCGAACGGCGGCGGCAGCGGCGACCCGUCCCCUGCCGGCUCUCCGGCGGCUCAGGAGGGCCGCGGGGGACGAUCCAGUGGCGGCGGGGACGCUGACGGGCGGCUGGCCAUGCCGCCCCCGCCCGCGCAGACAGCCGUACCGCCGGCGUUCACCCGGUCUCUGCCGCAGCCGCCGGCCGCCCCGCCCGUCUUCUCACGGUCUCUGAGUCACACGGUGUCCGGAAAUGACACGGUGUCCGGAUCGAGCAGGACAUUUGGCCGCCCCGACCCGCGCCCCUCUCCGCUGCUCGGUCGGCGAGCGUACAAGGACUCGCUGUCGCCGCGGCUGGCGCGACGCCAUGUGACCAUUACUAACAACACCUUCAGACCUUCUGAGACCAGCGCUGUGACCCCGCCCGGCUCCCCGGCCUCGUACCGCCGUCAGGCGUCCCGCGAGGAGAACGUGUUCCACCGGCUCACCUCCACAGGACCGGCACAGGAGGAGUCUCACGAGGUGGGCGUCAUCACGCCAUACCAGGGCCGGGCCGGCCGCGCCCCGCUCGUCUGCUCUCACGUGGCCGAGGGACACACCAAGGCGGUGUUGUCAGUGUGUGCCACCGAUGACAUGAUGCUGUCUGGAUCAAAAGACCGUACGGUGAAGGUGUGGGACCUGGCCACCGGCCGCCAAGUGCAGCUCCUCACGGGCCACCCCAAUAACGUGGUGUGUGUCCGGUACUCGGAGGCCGCCCAGAUGGCCUUCAGUGUGUCAUCCGCCUUUGUCAAGGUCUGGGACCUACGGCAGGGCGGCGCACAGUGCAUCAAAACGCUCAGCUCCUCGGGCCUCACCUCUGCGACUGUGGCCGUCUCCACGCCGUCCCGAACGCUGCAGAUGCCUCAGGGAGAGUCACAGAUCAACGACGUGUGUGUGAGCGGCAGCGGCCUGGCGCUGUACACGGCCAGCCAGAGCACGGUCAGGAUGUGGGACCUCAGAAAGUUCCACAGCGUGGGUAAGCUGAGCGGCGGCCACCAGGCGGCCAUCAUGUGUCUGGCCGUGGACCGGCGGCGCGGCGGAGACCUCGUCCUCACCGGAUCCAAGGACCACUACAUCAAGGGCUUCGAGGUGCCCGACGACACAAACGGCAUCGUCCAGCAGAGUCUGAGCCUGGACCCGCCGCACUAUGACGGCAUCCAGUGCCUGGUGGUGGCCGACGGCGACACCCUCUUCUCCGGGUCCCGAGACGCGUGCAUCAAACAGUGGGACCUGCGGCGACAGACGCUGCUCCAGAGCGUCAGUAACGCGCACCGUGACUGGAUCUGCGGCCUGAGUCUGGCGCCGGGCGGCCAGGCGCUCCUCUCCGGAUGCCGUGGCGGCGUGGUCAAACUGUGGAGUGUGGACGGGUGUCAGCCCCUCGGCGAGCUGAAGGCUCACAACUCGCAGAUCAAUGCCAUUGCCGCCAACCAGUCGCACGUCUUCACGGCCGCCAAUGACCACACGGUCGGCCUGUGGCGGCUCAGAAACUCGCCGGAUGCCGACGGCGAUCCUGCGUAGCCAGUCAGUACAAACGACGUCAGCGUCAUUUAUAGCGGCGCUAGUUACCGGCUCCGCCCAGAGAUGGCGCGCGCGUCGGCGGCGGUGGCCGAUCGGAGUCGACAGUGAUGCGAUUAUGUUGGAUGGGAAGUUAGUGUGAGUUGUGUGCAUGGCCGUGAUGAAAGUCGAUCGAGUGUCGAAUGUCAACCCGCUAACAAGAUUCGGCUGUGAUGAUGAUGGCGGUUUUCCUAACGGCAGUAGAAUGCAGAUUAACUUAUUUUUUAACGUGUGCGCAGUAACCCUGAUGUCAACAUUCCAUUUUUGUUGAGUCGUUUUAUUGUCGUUGCUUGUUUUCUAUUCAGAAAUAAACGAUCUGAUUAGACUUG
This is a messenger RNA of Amphibalanus amphitrite, 5512 nucleotides long. RefSeq names its product kinesin-like protein KIF21A. NCBI's taxonomy places the organism in Eukaryota, Metazoa, Arthropoda, Thecostraca, Balanomorpha, Balanidae. Bases 132 to 5147 code for a protein of 1671 amino acids. Gene Ontology annotation, molecular function: microtubule binding; ATP binding; microtubule motor activity. Gene Ontology annotation, biological process: microtubule-based movement; mitotic spindle organization. The record is from RefSeq and is a predicted model, not a curated record. The transcript is spliced from 29 exons.